Messenger RNA from Myxocyprinus asiaticus (Chinese sucker), 4769 nucleotides. It is a transcript of the gene gcnt7, whose product is annotated as glucosaminyl (N-acetyl) transferase family member 7. Bases 256 to 1545 code for a protein of 429 amino acids. Gene Ontology annotation, molecular function: acetylglucosaminyltransferase activity. The record is from RefSeq and is a predicted model, not a curated record. Gene Ontology annotation, cellular component: membrane. Lineage: Eukaryota; Metazoa; Chordata; Actinopteri; Cypriniformes; Catostomidae. The transcript has 4 exons.
AGCAGCCGAUCCCCACAGCUUAGGGAGGACAGCACGCGCACAACGACAUCACAACAGCAACAAGCGGCACACGCCCAGCACCAUAUCUCAGUAGCACAUAUUCACUGUCUGUGACACACAUCAGAAGUUUUCUGUUCAGCGGUCAGGCUGAAGUAAGCAUUCGCGAGAACGUUUAACCUCAUUUCCCACUUAAAGGAGUGGAUAAGGCUUGAGCUAAAAGAAGAUCUCUAAUUGCUUUUCCAAUGCUGGACUAUUAUGGUCCAGCUUGAGAGCACCAAAUGCAGUUUUCUCCUCUGCCUUGGAGUCUGCAUCCUAAUCUGUUCAGUCAUCUACCUGAAAGCCAAAGUAUCCAAUGCACCUCAAGCUAUUGUCCUUCCAAAUGUCUUAAGCUGCCAACCCCUGCCUGACAACUGUCCAAUUCUUCCAUCAUCACCUCCCGGGUUUAAGUGGCAGCGAAAUGACUGUACGAACACCAGCGAGGUCAACAAACCUAAAGUCAGCUGCGCUAGAUUGAGGUCAGAACUUCACUUCAUUAUGUCGCCACUGAGCAAAGAAGAAAAAGACUUCCCUUUGGCCUUCAUCAUCACCAUACACAAGGAGCUAAAAACAUUUGUGAGGCUCCUGAGAGCAAUCUAUGUGCCUCAGAAUGUCUACUGCAUUCACAUAGACGCAAAAGCGCCAGAAGAAUACAAGACAAGGGUCCAGAACCUAGUGAGGUGCUUCCCAAAUGUCUUCUUGGCAUCUGUCAGCGAAAGGGUGACCUACGCUGGCUUCUCCCGUCUUAAGGCUGACAUCAACUGCAUGAAGGACCUGGUAAGAUCUCCAAAGAAAUGGAGAAGAGUUAUAAACUUGUGUGGACAGGACUUCCCCAUCCAAAGCAACCUGGAGUUGGUUCGGUACAUGCAAGGAUCUAAAUGGAAAGACCGGAAUAUGACGCCCGGAGUCAAGCAGCCACCAACUAUGCAGCAUAGGACUGAGUUUCAGUACGUGGAGGUGAAAGACUCCCAUGUGGCACUAAAGGGCAAGGGUGAAAAGAAGGGACCUUCUCCACACAACUUGACUAUCUACUUUGGGACUGCUUAUUACUCCUUGACAAGAGAGUUUGUGGAAUAUGCCCUCAGCAGCCCGGUUGCCCAAGACUUGCUCGAGUGGUCUAAAGAUACCUUUAGCCCCGAUGAACAUUACUGGGUAACACUAAAUCACUUAGAGGAAGCACCCAACAGUCACGUCAAUGGUGGAUGGGACGGCAAUAUUCGUGCAAUCAAAUGGAAGGACCAAGAAGGAACAGUACACCAAGGCUGUGAAGGACGAUAUGUCAGGGAUAUCUGCAUCUUUGGGAUUGGGGAUUUACCGUGGGUCGUCAACAAAGGCAGCAUGUUUGCUAAUAAAUUCGAGACUGCAAGCUUUCCUGAAGCUCUGGAUUGCCUGGAAUUGUGGCACAGGAAUAAACUUCUCCAACAAGCCACAGUUCCCAUUCAGCCAUCAUGGCAUCUUGCAACAUUGGUAAACGUCAACAGCACUCUUAUUUCAACAGCUGGUGGCUGAACAUCAAAACUGUUUUGGGACAAAUAUCGGCGCAUUGAAAGUCAUAAAGAAAGGGAACUAAAGCAAAAUUCACACAGUAAGUAACCAUUUCCAGGCUUGCUAAAUGAGAUACCACACAUCACAAAAUGAACUGUUUUAUCUAUCAGCAUCAGUUCCUGUUGUGCCGAAACCAAGAUUUCAUGGAUGCUGUAGUGACAAAUGUAAUAAAUAACAAUGCCCUCUGUGGAAGAUUUCCUGCGAGCUACAAUGCAAAUUUGCCAGGACAUACACAACAUCCACAAUGUACACACAAACAUACAGCUCUUGAAGUUUUAACAUUGUAAGAACAUUAAUUGACUUGUGAGUGUUGAGUAAUUUAUUUAAAGUGUUGUACUGUUCAUAAUUACAUUAGUAAUUAUUUAGACUAUUUAUUGACAGCUACCAUUUUAAUGCAGUUACUGAAGCAUUCAUUACCCAAAAAUGAAAAUUCUCUCAUUAUUCAUCGAUCAAUGGAUGUCUUCUGAAGCUAAUCAAUAGGUUUAUGUAAGAAACAAGUCGAUAAUUAAAUUGGCUUCCAUCCAAGGCUCUGGUGCGGUUUGAAAUGGCCGAAACGCUUCGCGUUAGCUGCUGGCAGGAAGUGCAUUUUAAAAGUUAAUAAUGUUUUAAUUAUCGAUUUAUUUUUACACAAACGUAUCGAUUUGCUUCAGAAGACAUUCAUUGUUCGACUGGAGCCAGGAUUUCUUUUAUGCUACCUAAAUGUGACAUUUGGACAGUCAAAGUGCUGGCACCUGUGUACUUCCAUUAUAAGGAACUGACAGAGCUCUAUGUUCUUCUAAAAAUCUUCAAUUGUGUUUUGCUGAAGAAAGACAGUCAUACACAUCUGAGAUGGCAUCAGGAUAAGUGAAUAAGAGAAUUUUCAUUUUUUGAGUGAACUAUUUCUUUAAGUCAGGGGUGUCAAACUCAGUUCCUGGAGGGCCGCAGCCCUGCAGAGUUUAGUUCCAGCCCUGCUCCAAAAUGCCUCCUUGUAAUCUUCAAGCACUCCUGAAGACCUUGAUUAGCUGCUUCAGGUACGUUUAAUUAGGGUUGGAGCUAAACUCUGCUGGACUGUGGCCCUCCAGGAACAGAGUUUGACACCCCUGCCAUAAGUGAUUAAGAUUUAUUUAUGUAAGAACCAGUUAAGAUUUAUUUAUGUUGAUGGUUCUUUUUAUUUAUUUUUUUAUAAAAGUUAUAUAUGUGCAGUAUCAGGGCAAUAGCUUCCUAUGGUUUUACUUAUAAGCAUUCAAACAGUAGGGGUGGGCAAUAUAGUGUCUGAAUAAAACAUAUUCAAUAAUAUAUUAAUAUUAGAUAUUAAAUUAUAUUAUUACAUAUAUUUUUUUGUAUUUAACAUUAUUGAAUUUAUUAUUAUAUAAUAUACUAUAUAUAUUUAACAUAUAAAAAAUGGUAGAAACUAUUCAUUUUUUAGUAUUGUUUCUGAUUCAAGGUUAUGCAAAAUAGUACUGCAUGGUAGGGAAUGUGCAUUACAAACACUUUGCGUUCAGUUUGCUAAGCCCCACCCCCUUAGUUACUGCUGCUAAUGCAGUCCAUUUAUUUGCCCUUGUUCUGCUGCUGUCAAACACGGAUUGAUAUUGGAUUAAAACUGUGUUUUGAUUGAGUGAAUUACCUCAAGAAUUGAUCAAUAACAUCUGAAUUAACUGUGUAUUUAUAUCCAGUUAUUAUGUAUAGUCAUCAAAAAGGUUUACAGUACGCCAUGGAAGGCUAAACCUGUGAAGCUGGACAAAGAAAUGCGUUAAAAACACUAUUUUUAUGUUGAAGUACUUUCUCCUACCCCAUCUUAAUAUGCUGAGACAACUAUGAGUAAGACAUUCAUAGGUAAAAAAUAAAAAUAAAAAUGUAAACCCUGUGUCUGUGUAGCAUUAUGAAAAUACUCUGUAGUUGUUUGUUUUGAGUGACCCAUCUGAAAAGAGACAAUAACACUGACUCGACCAAUGGCAUGAGUUGGGGGUGGGACUAUCUGUUUGUUCGAUCAACGAGGGCGUGUUCAGAAAGCCGUUUUGAAAACAAUGUUUAUUUUCCCAAUUCCGUUUGGUGGCGCUAGUGGCACAGAAAUUACAUACUUCAGUUUUAAGGCUAGGGUACACUUUGUUUAUCCAUUUGUCGUUCCGUCUCGCGCACAGUUGAGCACUCAGCCUUUCGAAAUACACUCUUUUGACAGCGAGUCCAGAGGAAUGUGUUAGACGAAGUGCAAUAAUGCAGACUAUCUGCUUGUCUAGAAACACUAGAAUUCACGCAAACAGUCUACGAUGACUAAAUUUGUGUUGCGCCCACUGUAUGGUGUAUAUAGCCAUUAUAACUUUCAAAUAAAAAUAGAGAAGCCUCAUUUGAAUGCAAAGUAGAAAAAAUAAUAUUUUUAAUGAUUAUUUAUAAUUAGCUAAAUAAGUAAGAUGCCUGGUUAGCUCAGUGGUAAAGACGCUGAUUACCACCCCUGGAGUUCGCUAGUUCGAAUCCCAGGGUGUGCUCAGUGACUCCAGCCAGGUCUCCUAUGCAACCAAAUUGGCCCAGUUGCUAGGGAGGGUAGAGUCACAUGGGGUAACCUCCUCGUGGUCACUAUAAUGUGGUUCGUUCUCGUGGGGCGCGUGGUGAGUUGAGCGUGGAUGCCGCGGUGGAUGGCAUAAAGCCUCCACACGCGUUAUGUGUCCGUGGCAACGCGCUCAACAAGCCACGUGAUAAGAUGCGCGGAUUGACGGUCUCAGACGCGGAGGCAGCUGGAAUUCAUUCUCCGCCACCCGGAUUGAGGCGAAUCACUACGUGACCACAAGGACUUUAAAGCACAUUGGGCGUUCCAAAUUGGGAGAAUUUUUGUUAUUUUUUUUUUUAUUAGCUUAAUAAGUUAAGUCAAAAGGAUCUUUCAUUAUUUUUCAGUGGCUUUUUACUCACUUUACUUUAAAAUUUUGUAGACUGUGAUUUAUAUAUAUCAUUAUUAACCAAAAUUAUUAAAAUAUAGUAACAGAACAUUUCACCUAUAUUGCCCACUCCUAGGAGCCAAAUUCUCUUGUGUGUCCUUUAAUUUUCUCAAUAUGUAAAUUUUCAUGCAAAAUGAUGUACACAUGGACAUCUGCUAUGCAGAGGUUAAUGCAGUCAAAAUUUGAUUUCAGUCCAGUUCAUUUUGUCCAGUUGAGUCUUUAUGCUUCACUUUCCAUUGCUGUCACUAUAUAUUCACUCAAUAAAACCCCAUUAUACACAUUCUA